This is a messenger RNA of Vanessa atalanta (red admiral), 2467 nucleotides long. RefSeq names its product organic cation transporter protein-like. The coding region runs from base 214 to 1839 and encodes 541 amino acids. Gene Ontology annotation, cellular component: membrane. Lineage: Eukaryota; Metazoa; Arthropoda; Insecta; Lepidoptera; Nymphalidae. Gene Ontology annotation, molecular function: transmembrane transporter activity. The transcript is spliced from 7 exons. Gene Ontology annotation, biological process: transmembrane transport. The record is from RefSeq and is a predicted model, not a curated record.
GCGCUCGGAGUGGCGACUCACCGGCAGCAGACAAGUGGCGCACACGCAGCACGACGACCGCGCUACCGAUUAAAAUAACAAAAGAUAAAUACGAAAUUAAUGCUAUUAAUGAGAUAAAACGAUUAGUGACGAAUAUUUUAUCCAAGAUGGAACACGGAAAGAAUGUUUGACUGAUUAAAAACAUUUUUGUGUUAAACUUUCAAAGUGAACACGAUGAGCAAGGAAAGUGACAUCAACUUGGAUGAGAUCCUGGUGGAGGUGGGACAGCUCGGCCGUUUCCAGAUCCGGUCCUACUGUUUGAUUUUGAUACCGAUUCUAUUCAGCGCCGUGUACAACAGUCAAUACAUCUUCGCGGCGGCUAACGUUCCGUACAGAUGUCGUGUGCCAGAAUGCGAAGCGACGCCACCAAAGUUCGAAACCAAUGGGUGGGGCAGCUGGGCACUUCCAGAUGGAGCUGGACGCUGCGAGCGCUUCGUGCCGAUUGGGACCACCUGUGCCCCGGAAUCAUUCCACCAGACCAACACCAAAACAUGCACCGGUUGGGUUUACGAGCACACCAAUAGCAUCGUAUCUACGUUCGACCUCGCCUGCGAAGAGUGGAAGCGGACGCUGGUUGGCACGUUACAUAGCGCCGGCCUGUUCUUUGCUUUACCGCUCACAGCAUACAUAUCUGACACAUUCGGUCGCAGGGUGGCAUUUAUUUUAACAGCCGUAGCUCCUGCUUUUGUCGGUCUGGGGCGCUCCUUCUCACAAAACUAUAUCACUUAUGUGAUUCUUGAGUUCCUCGAAGCGGUCGUCGGAGCUGGAGUAUACAGCUCAGGAUUUAUUCUUGCUCUUGAAAUGAUGGGUCUUAACCGGCGGGUCCUCGGAGGCAAUAUAAUAUCAUGCACGUUCGCCCUCGGUCAAGCCGUCGUCGCAUUGAUAGCGUGGGCAGUCCCCGAGUGGAGAACACUCACGAGAAUUAUAUAUACGCCGUCGUUUAUUUUUAUAAUAUAUUUCUUCUUAAUAGAAGAGAGUGUACGGUGGCUUUUGAGUAAAGGAAAAAAGAAGGAAGCUGCGAGAAUUAUAUUCAAAGCAGCAGCUGUCAAUAAGAGAAAGCUGUCUCCCGAAACAAUCAAACAAUUAACCGAAGAACCUAAUACUUCGGGUGACGAGACGGCUAAAAAACAAAGCGAGCCUGAAGAAAAGCAGUCAUCUCUAGCCUUACAAGUCUUAAGGUCUAGAGUGCUAAUGACGAGAUUAUGUAUUUGCUCGUUCUGGUGGAUCACGGUUACUUUCAUUUACUACGGACUCUCCAUUAACUCGGUAUCGUUAGCCGGAAACAGCUACGUUAAUUACAUACUGACGGCUUUGGUGGAGAUACCUGGAUACUGCAUGAGCGUUUUGACACUAGAUCGCUUCGGAAGGAAGAGUUCUAUCAUGACAGCAUUCUUCUUAUGCGGAAUCUCUCUCGUCAUCUUGCCCUUCGUUCCUGAAAAUCUGCAAUGGUUACAAACGUGUCUGAACUUGCUGGGCAAGCUGGCCAUCAGUAUGGCAUUCAGCAGUAUUUACAUUUACACGUCCGAGCUGUACCCCACCACGCUACGACAUAGUCUUGUAGCCGUGUGCUCCAUGUGCGGCAGAAUUGGGCAGAUCAUAGCUCCGCAGACUCCAUUACUGAUGGCAUACAUGGAAGCUCUGCCGUACCUGGUGUUCGGCGUGAUGGCCGCCACGUCCGCGCUGCUGAUGCUGCUCACGCCCGAGACGCUGCACAUGCGGCUGCCGGACACCGUCAAACAGGCCGAGAGGAUCGCCACCGCGCCGCGGAGCAACCGCACCACCGACGUCAUUGUAGAUUAAUUAACAUAACACUUAAUAUAGAGAUGAAUACAUUUAUUUUAUAAUUAUGAAGAGUACAAAAAAUACCAGUCAACCCGAGGUGUUUGAUGACAUCCAUGACAAGUAUGAGUAGUAUAUUUAGACUGGUAUCUGACUCGAUCGAUUUAUGACAAGUUAAAACACUCGUUGUAUUUGAUACAAUCGUAAUAUCUGAAAUAAUAAAAAAGGCCUGACUUCCCAGUUGACUUUUCACAGUUAUUUAACUAAAAGGUUCCAGUAAAAUGUAAUUAAAAUGUUGUAAGAGUAAUUUUUAAGCAUUUAAAACACUGAAAGAGCCCGGUUCAAUUCAACGCUAAUAAGCCGUAGUUCUGUCGAUAAAUAUAGUCAUCAGCUGAUGAUCACUAUGUAAUGGAAAGUUAAAGCAGCGUUUUGUUUUUUUAUUACACGGCCUCUAAUUUACGACUGCGGGAUUCGGUUAACUUGGAAAAUUAAAAUUAAAAUUGAGUAUUUUGUGAAGUUUCACAGCUUCCUGUAGUCAUUAGUAUUAAAAUUUUACAAUAACUUUACCUUAGAUACAUAGUAUGUGUAUUAAGAAAUAUUUUAAGAGCUUAUUGUAUUGAAAAUACAUAAUAUAUUUUGAUUUAUAUUA